GCGGUCCUGAAACGGCAGUCUCCGGUUCUGCAGCUAUGUGAGGGGUGUGCUGUGUUCGAGCUCACUGAUUUUAUAUAAGCCGCACAGGCUAACAGUUAGUUAGCACUUAUUUAAUGAUGAUUAAACGCGUGCGUUUUGAUUUAACACUGAGAGGACGGGGUGAGAGGAUACAGAAUGAAAUGAACGUACCGUGUGUUCCGCCAGCGUGUCGAGUUCAUUUCUAUGAGGGUCAGGCUAGCUAAGCUAAAGCUAGCUAACGGUGACCAGCCCCCACCCCACAGAGAGCGGGGGGCUCCGGUUCACACGGACGGUCGAGUUUAUUUAUCUAUCGCACAGUUUUAUUAAUAUAGUUAUUUAUUUAUUCACCGAAACCCGGUAUGAGUGAGUCUGAGGCGACGGCUCCCGCUGCGGGCGGUACCGAAGCUCCGGGCUCUCUCGCGGGGGAGAAGAGCGGCUCGCUGAGCGCCGUCGACACGCUGUACUCCUACGACGCGGAUGAUCCGGGAGAGGAGAGCGACGCCUUGGACGCGCCGGAGCCGCGAGAGAGCGGAGCGAGCCCCGCAGAGACCAUGGAGGACGAGGCGCUGGGCGGAGAGAACGCGCCCAAGAAGUGCGUGUAUGUAGGCUGCACGGAGACCACCAAGCAGGUGGCCAAGCAGAGGAAACCGUGGAUGUGCAAAAAACACCGCAACAAAAUGUACAAAGACAAGUACAAGAAGAAGAAGAGCGACCAGGCCAUGUCCUCCGGAAAAAUAGAGGAGGGCUCAGAAGAGAGGCCAGUUUCUGUAACUAAACAGCGGCUGGGGACGAUGGGUGAACGUCCUGCGAGGCCUUCCCUCAUCGAGCAAGUGCUAAACCAAAAGAGGCUGUCUCUGUUACGGAGUCCAGAGGUCAUCAGCUUCCUGCAGCAGCAGCAGCGCCUGCUGACGACUCAGACUCGAGCUCAGAACCAGCAGGACUACUGACUGCUGUUUUAAUGUGACCAGUCCUGUUGAUAAUACAGGAGGUUUUACAGAACUACACAGCAGCAUGCAUUUUAUACAGAGCUUUUGGUUAAAGAAAAUGUGAAGAUUAUGGACUCUUGACUGAUGUGAGACUCUCUGAGGUGGGAAUGAACUGAAGAACCCAAGGCAUUAUAUAUUAUUAUGACCUGCAUCAUUUAUCAUGACAAUCAUCAGAAGUUGAUCUACUGUAUCUAAGAACACUCUUUAAACCAGGAGUUUGUCAUUUUAGGAGCAUUAUUAAGAACUGAAGCUUGUAUGUACUUGUAUGUGAUUCUAUUUGUAUAUUUCUUUAAAAAACUAUUAUGUAAAUAAUUUGAAGGCAGAUACACUGUAAUAUUAGCAGUGAUGCAAUUGCCCUCUUUUAGUUUUACAGACAGGAAAGUUAGGAAAGUCUAGUUACGGACUUUACAGUAUUCAAUUACAAAAUCCCACCUCACAAUUUAUACAGCUGUGGAUGUUCCCAAGCUAUCCCCUGAGAUAACUCUUCAUUACUUUCAGUUUACAUGAUGCUGUCCACUGUCUUGACAUGUGAGUGUAAUGUAAGUUAUUUUUAUAAAACCAUUAAUAGCAUAAUGGUUGCACUUUCAUUUUUUAAAAUGAGCUAUUUACCCUGUGCCAUACAAAAGCAUGAUGGGUACUACUAUGGUGGUCCUUGAGCGACAUUUUAAUAUAUACAAUCUUAUGCAUGAAUGAUUUGAUAAAAUCUUUAAGGAAGGCCCUGCUGCAAAGUUUUUAUUAAAUAUAAUUAUUGAUAUGAUUUUGAAUGUGUUGCAUAUUUUAUGCGCAUAUAUUACUAUGUUGCAUACUUAUAGUGUUUUUUUUUUUACAUUCGUGCAUUAGUUCUCAAGACGACACAUGAUUUACAGGGAAAUUCUGUAUUUGACAAAAUGACAAAUAACAAACACAAAAAACAUACAAGCUUACAUUGAUACUACUGAUGCUCCACCUUUCUAUUUUCUUUCCUUGACUUUCUAUUUGUUUUUCUGAAAUGUACAGAAUUGCUAAGUGGAAGGAGUGUGAAAUGGUGAUUUUUGAUUAAAAAAAGAAAAAAAGGAAAUGAAAA
Astyanax mexicanus (Mexican tetra) is the source of this 2067-nucleotide messenger RNA. Its product is annotated as regulatory factor X-associated protein. Bases 378 to 965 code for a protein of 195 amino acids. Gene Ontology annotation, cellular component: nucleus. The record is from RefSeq and is a predicted model, not a curated record. Gene Ontology annotation, biological process: regulation of transcription by RNA polymerase II. NCBI's taxonomy places the organism in Eukaryota, Metazoa, Chordata, Actinopteri, Characiformes, Acestrorhamphidae. The transcript is spliced from 3 exons.